CCUCAAACAAAUUCAAGAAUCCGACUUAAAAUCAGAAGUAAACCUUCCCUUUUCCCACAGGCCAACUAUCAAUUGGAGCUCGACUGGUUGUUUCCCCAGCCCCUUUGGAAGUUCUCCCAGUUUUGAAGCCUUCCUGUUUAUCCAGCCAUCCCCCUCAUCAACAAGCCCCCACUCUUUCUUAUAUCACUCCACUUCCUGAAUAUCCUGCUAGAUUGAAUCCUUUGCAGUCAGUUCAGCAAUCUAUUCCACAAGUCACAUUGUCAAAUCAGCCCCAGGCCUUUUUAGACCAUCCACCUGCCUCAGUUCUCUCCCAUGAACCUCCCUGUCAUUCUCCAUCCCCUUCUUUGCCUUCAUCUCUUUCUAUUUCUGCAUCCUCUUCUUCACCCUCUAUAGUGUUUUCUUCCUCUUCAUCUACUCUAUCCUCUCCUUCACCUUCCUCAUCUACUUCUUCACACUUACCUCCUUCACCUAUUCCUCUUUUGCCCUCUCCUUUGCAUUCAUCUCCUUCUCCAUGUUUGCCUCCAACAUAUUUAGCUUUUCCCUCUCCAGUUUCUCCUGUUUCUUCUUCCCUUAUGAUCUCUUCUUCCUUUCCCCCCAUGUUUCACUCUUCCUCUAUUUCUACCUCCCCAUUUCCUUUUAUUCCUAUACAUCCCUUCAAUCCUCCUCCCUGGGGGAAGAAAGUAGAGAAGAGAAGAGAAGAAAGUGGAGUAGAGAAGAAAGGAAUAGAGAAGAAAAAGUUGAGAGACGACAACUUUAAAGAGCUAUAGAUUCUGCCUUGCCUUCAACGUUGUCAAAAAAUGAUCAUAAGCAUCAGAAACAUCUCUUAUCCAAAAUCAUUAGUGAUAAAGAAAUGAAGGAAAAUAGCAUGGCAAACCUAGCUGCUAACAAAAAUGUGUUCCAGCUUAAACUGGAGGAAACUCAGAAACUCCUAGAAGAUCAGCAUUUAAGCACUUUGCAAAAAUUUUGUGAUGAAGUUAAUCAUAUAACCAAUUCUGAAACCCUCUCAAGUAUAGACAGUCUUGAGGCUGGAGAGCAUGAAGAAAUAUACUUAACACUUAGUAAGGAGCCUUCUACAUCAAUCCAGCAGAAUUCUGUUUCCCUCAAAUCAGCAAAUCUGCAAUCAACUAAUCUAAACUGCUUUGAUGAAGAUAAACUAUUGUUCUCUAAAACUCAGCAUAUCAAUAAUUGGCUUACAAAUUUAGAUGCUCAAAAGACUCAGUCCAUCACAUGUUUCUCAGAUAAUUUAAGUAAAUCUAAUGUUCUUCCUUCGUGGGAAUGUUUUAAUAAUAAAGAACAAAAUCCAUCCACUUUGAGUAGAACUAUGCAAAAAGUCACAAGUACUGCUAAUAAUAAUUCAGUAGCCUUUUUAUAUAGUUCACCCAUAGUUGUACUAGAUAAAAAAAGUGAAAAAACCUCGGAAUCCAGCACUAUGAGGACAAGUGACUCAACUUCGGGAGUACUUGAAAGGGAGAGGCCAUUAGUUACUGAAAGUCCAACAUUUAAAUUUAGCAAAGCCUGGACAGCUCCAGAUUUUCUAAACCAGGAAGUGGCUACAUUUUCUGACCAAGAGAACUACUCUAAAUUAACUCAAGAAAAUAGAGCUACUUCAAUUCCUGCUUCAUUUGUACCAACAGCAACAACUUUAGUCUUGCCAUCUAAUAUACAAUCAGCUAAGCCGUUAGCAAGGAACAAUAUGCACAUAAAUGAAACUGAACCAGUGCAGUGUUCUGAUAAGUCAGAAGAAUUGAAAGAUGUUAAAGAUGAAAAGAUAAACUAUUUCAAUUGUAACAAAGAAGAAUUGUCUUUAUUUUCAGACAAUAUUGAAGCCACCUGUUUACCUCAAAAUUCUGAUUCAAAAGACAAAGAACAAAAACUGUAUGAAACAUCAACAUCAUUGUCUAACGUAGUUUCUAAUUAUGAUUUACUUGAUGAGCACAAGAAAAUGAAAUACAAUAUUCAUGAGCGAAAUGGUGUGAGGUUUCUUAAAAGUAUUUUAAAGAAAGACUCUAAAUAUGAACAUGAUUAUUUUAAGGCACUAAUUAUAAAUCAAAGCUUUAAGUUCAGAAAUCAAAAAGCAGCAGCUAUCAGAGAUAGUAUUGAAUUAACAAAGGAAAAAAGUGCAGAAAUCCCAAAGAUUACCAAAAAAUUGAGGUGGUUUGAUGAAACCAGUGACAUAGAAAACAACGCUGAAGACAGUCAUUCACUAAAGAAUAGAACAAGAAUGACUCAACAGUGGUCUCAACAACUCCACAUUAAAAGUGGUGCUGGCAAAGGCAUAAUUAGUGUUCCUGCUUGUUCUGUAAAUUCUAGUAGAAAGAAGUCCAAGGAUGAUUCUAUCUCUGAAAAUGUUGCUGCUUUAGGAGGUCAUGGAACAGACCAUGCACCUUUGAACUGUUUUAUACCUUCAAGUUAUAACUUUACUAAACAAGCCUGGCCAGCCUCCAAAAAAGAGGAAAAUAAAAUCAUUAUGCGUAAUAGUAAUUCUAAAACACAGAAAGGUAAUUCACACAGAAGUGGAGCAAAAGUAAUCAGGAGAACAGGAUCUGCAAAAGUUCAAUCCAACUUUAUAUAUACCAAUAGAAAAGGAACUGUCAUUCAACCAUGGUCCAAAAGUAAAGCCAACACAUUUAUACAAACUCAGGGUAAAUUAAUUAUACCUCAUCCUCCUCCUAAACCUACAUCAAAUAUUAGAAGUGGUAAAAAUAUGCAAGUUUCUCAGUGUCAGUCAGUCAUAACUGAAAAUUCUCAAAACAUUAUUACAUAUAACUGUUUUAAUUCAAAAUAUGUGCUUCCAACAGAACAUAAUUUAAAUCAGUGGAAUCAAGAAAGUAGUCCUAUACUCUCAGAUCCUUGUUCUGACAUGGUCACUGUGAUACCAUCUUUACCAUCUUAUUAUUCUUCUGAGUGCCAAACUUUAGCAAAACCAAGUCAUUCAAAUGGUACUCAAAUGAUUGCCCAGCAAGAUGGGACAUUAUAUUGUACCCAAAGAAGUCCUGUUUGUGAAGAAAGCUCUCAGUCUGUGACUCUUGGAACUACUGAAGAAGAAUCAGUUCCCUCAUGGAAAAGAGGGAAUAACAUCCUGAGUCAGAAUGAGAGGGCCACUGUUUCUACUGUUACAAGAAAAAAGCAAAUUGUUGAAAAUAAGCGAAGAAGUCCUUUAGAGCAGAAAAGGAAAAACCCUGGAUUUGUAGGACAGAAGUAUAAUGAGCAAAUAAAUAAUUUUGGAAAAAGUGCUCAGCUAAGUUCAAGUGAGCCAAAACAAACUACAAGGGGUACUUCUAAUAAUGGAGAAGUUUCAGAUAGUAUUUCUGAGUUUUUGACAGCUGAAAACCUAUUGAAAGCUUCAGUACCUGAGGAUGAAAUUCUAACUGUCAUGAAUAGAAAGCAACUACAGAAAUCAAAUCUGAAUUUAAAUAAGACCCAGCAAUUCAACAUCUGCACACUAUCAGCUGAAGAACAAAAGAUUCUACAGUCCCUUAAUCAUCUGAAUGGAAGGCUACGCUAUGUACAAGAAACCAUUUGCAAAAAUCCAUCCAUCAAAAAUACUCUACAAAUAAUACCACUUCUGAACAGCAUUCCAAGGCCUCGACCAUCUUCUGAUGUUGGAUCCAGAUUGCAAAGAAAAUAUUGAUGGUGUGACAGUAACUAUGUAAUGGAAUCAUUAUUUUUGAGAAUCUCCUGUAAAUAUAUAUUUCUGCAUUUAUUAAUGAUUCAAAACACUAUAACCAUAAAAAUGAAAUAUAAUAUAGGUAAUGGAGAUAAAUUGAUCACUUUACAUUUAUGCUAUAAAUUAUACUUUAUUAUGCAUUUUACUGAUAAAUACAUUUUUAAUGAAUGGAAAUAUUUCAUUGUUUUCACAAGCAUGCUACUGGAUAUAAAUUCAUUAUAUUUAAAAUAAAAGAGGAUAUUUUGUUAUUCAAAUUAUGCAUUAGUUGUAGUUAUGAAGCUUUGUUUUCUGAAAUUCCUAAUAAAUUCUAUUAAAUUUGUAUGGUUGUAUAAAAAGUUUAUGAUUAACAACAUCUCACAUAAAUAAUACAGCUGUUUAAGACUUUGCAGGAUCUCUAUACUUUGGAGAUGUUACCAAUUGGUCUUUUAUCAACUCUGCAUGUUCAGCAAUUGAUAUUAUCAUCUUUUCUAGGGGUAGUCUCUAAAAACUGACCACACUUUUAAAAAUCUCAGAGGGAU
Messenger RNA from Sciurus carolinensis (gray squirrel), 4185 nucleotides. It is a transcript of the gene Cep126, whose product is annotated as centrosomal protein 126. The record is from RefSeq and is a predicted model, not a curated record. Gene Ontology annotation, biological process: cytoplasmic microtubule organization; non-motile cilium assembly; mitotic spindle organization. The transcript has 9 exons. Gene Ontology annotation, cellular component: midbody; ciliary base; centrosome. Bases 851 to 3631 code for a protein of 926 amino acids. NCBI's taxonomy places the organism in Eukaryota, Metazoa, Chordata, Mammalia, Rodentia, Sciuridae.